This is a messenger RNA of Seriola aureovittata, 2442 nucleotides long. RefSeq names its product forkhead box D2 (gene foxd2). The record is from RefSeq and is a predicted model, not a curated record. Gene Ontology annotation, biological process: cell differentiation; anatomical structure morphogenesis; regulation of transcription by RNA polymerase II. Gene Ontology annotation, molecular function: DNA-binding transcription factor activity, RNA polymerase II-specific; RNA polymerase II cis-regulatory region sequence-specific DNA binding. NCBI's taxonomy places the organism in Eukaryota, Metazoa, Chordata, Actinopteri, Carangiformes, Carangidae. The coding region runs from base 472 to 1575 and encodes 367 amino acids. The transcript has a single exon.
GUCUGGCUGGAUACCUACCCAAUCCCGUGCGUAAAAGAUAUUUUGGAAAGACACUUGGAUAUCCAAAAGUAGACUUUUAAAUACCUACAGCACAAACUGAUCACAGACGGAAACCAUCGCAUUUGAAGACAACCCAAGUGUGUAUCGGUGCAAGAUCGAUGAUCUUCGACUGUCUUUUUUACGCCUAAAAACCCGAAGUUUUCUGCUCGAUGAGAACCUCGCACGGCCCUGCUUGACCAGCCUCGGACGACCAGGAGACACCAAAGCCACAGGUCAAAGAGUUAUUUAUCUUUUGAAUAUAUUCUAGCCAUGUGUGCAUUCAGUAGUUGGAGAUAGAGCUGCAGCAGAAGUCUGGUGUGGUUGUAAGGGGGAGAGGGAGAGAGUGUGCGCGCGCUCUCGCUCAUUAGCCUCACCGGACCACAGGAGGAGGAAAUCUGGGAGAGAGGGGGAAGAGAAGCGGCGUCUCCAAGGAUGACUUUAGGGACGGAUAUGUCCGACAGCUCUGCAUUGUCCGAAGAUGUGGACAUCGAUGUGGUUGGGGGUGACAUAUCCGUCGGAAAGGACGGAAAGUACAUUCACCACGAGUUCAACUUGGACAAUGACUCGGACGAUAAUUACUCCCAGAACGCGGCCGAGAGGAGUUCCUCUCCCGGUCUCAGCAGCUCCGACUGCCCGUCAGACCAGAUGGGAUCCAGCGCAGACGCCGGGACCGUGAUUGGGGACAAGCCCAGAAAAAGUGCACUUGUGAAGCCACCUUACUCUUACAUCGCCCUUAUCACCAUGGCCAUCCUGCAGAGCCCAAAGAAACGCCUCACUCUCAGUGAGAUCUGCGAGUUCAUCAGCAACAGAUUCCCUUACUACCGGGAGAAAUUCCCUGCGUGGCAAAACUCUAUUCGCCACAAUCUUUCCUUAAACGACUGCUUCGUGAAAAUCCCACGGGAGCCCGGCAACCCAGGAAAGGGCAACUACUGGACCCUCGACCCGGAUUCCGCAGACAUGUUCGACAACGGGAGCUUCUUGCGCAGGAGGAAGCGCUUCAAGAGGCACCAAACUAAUGAAAUCCUCAGGGACUCCGGUGGCUUCCUACCCGGGUUUGGAUACGGUCCGUAUGGAUACAACUAUGGACUUCAGCUGCAGAACUUCCACGCAGCUCACAACCCGUAUCACCCACACCACACAGGUGGUUCAUUCCCGUUCCCUAACGCCCCCUGCACCUUGCCCUCAUCAGCCUCCAUAUUCCCUGCGCCGCAUCCCCUGCCCACCCUUUUAGGGGCCGACUUAAGAAAGCCCUUUUAUCCCCAACUAAGCCCGUCUCUGCCACCUCUCAAGACGGACUCCAGCACCCCGAGUCGGCCUUCCUUCUCCAUUGACAAUAUCAUCGGUGCGGCCAACUCCACCGCCUCUUCCUACAGCGCGCAGCCGGGCAGCCAGGCUCAGAUCCUGGCCAUGUUGACCCCAGCACUGGCCUCUGCUUCCAGUCAUUUGAACCUAUCACAGGACAGCAUAUUACACCCUGCUCCACAGAGCGAGACAUUUUCCAGCAAAACCUCGAAUAUGAACACUUGUCCUUUCUAAAAACAAAACAAAAACAAAAACAAAACAAAAAAUGGACCGCUGAAAAUCUUUUAUUAAAAAGCCAAUUGUGGCGUCGUCCUAUGUGAAGGUAGGCUGAACAUUAUUGCGUGUUUUGGCUCUCCUAACGAUGUAAGAGGAGAGAAAGGUUUAUUUAUGACUUGUAAAUAUGUGUAUAAUAUUGAGAGACAAAAACCAGAGAAACUCGGAGGGAUCUUUUUAAAAACAAUGCUGGCCUGUAAUCUGGCUUGUGGCCUUCACUUGACAGUGGAAGGAAAAAGAAAAUGAUCCUGUUAUUUUAUAAGUUAAAAGGUGUCACCCAUGGCUACGGGGAUGAUUUACGAGUUUUUUUUUGUUGUUGUUUUUUUUUUUUAAUAUAAUUGAGAAUUUUAUUAUGAUUUAUAUUGUUUUUUAUUUUGUUGCGUCGUGAGAAAAUGGCACUGUUGUUGUUGACAUAUGGCUGACAAGAGACGGCAAACUCAGGUUUUACUUAGAAAGCACAUGGAGAUAAAGGGGGGUGGGGGUCGGGGGGAGUGGGUUCUGACAGAAAAAUAACCAUUUCCCACUAUCGCCCCCCCCACCCCUCUCCACCCACCCACCCACCCCCUCGAAUCUCCUCUACAUGGUGAAUUUGUGACAAUAUCAUUUCAUGUUGUUGGACACGUAGGCUGUGUGGUUUUGGUAUAUAUAUGAAAAAGAGCGCAUUACCUCUCUCAACCUUUUAAUUGUUGUUCGUUCCUUAUCUAUUUCACAAUUUAAUCUGUGAAGCAUACAGUAUGUCAUGUGUUGCCAAUAGAGAGAGACACCUAAAUGUUCAUAGGUCAUUUUUUGUUGUAAUGACAAGAAUAAUAAAUGUUUGUGAAUUUGAAA